UUUUGUCCAUGUUGCUGCUUUUUCUAAGGCUACGUUUGAUGUCGUGGAUGCUUGAGAGUAAUUUUCAGUCUGUUUAGCGUAGUGCAUUCUGGUUGCCUUAGCGUUGUUUCCAAAUUGGUGGAGGAAGAAUACGAAGGAGACAUUGAACAAUCCCAACUCUUUCGUGGGUAUUCAAUUCGAAAGUCAAAGGGAUUGCUUGGAAUAGUUGCAGAUGCAAAAAAGCACUCAGGCCAGCUGUUUCUGAGCUCCAUUUUCGAUGAUAAGCAAGAAGUUGCAUUAAAGGAGGAAAAUUUUCGACCGAGGGGUUCUGCUCUUGAUGCGGAAUAGAGUGAACUGGGGCUCCAUCUUUGUGUUCUACUGCUUCUGUUUGUUGGUAAAAGUUGAUGCGUCAUCUCGCCACCAGCUCCCCCAUGAUCCCUGCGACCUCAGCAUCCAGCGGAGGCCGGAGUUGUUGAGACCGGACCAGAUGACGGUCCUGAUCAACGGUUACUCUGAGUCUCGCAUUCCCCUCCUCCUGUCCAUCGCCACCUCCUACUCCGCAUCACCUGUCGUGGCAGCAGUGCUCGUCUUGUGGGGGAACCUGCAUACUCCACCUCGGCUCCUCUCCGAGCUCUCCCGCAACCUGUCAGCCGCUUCUCUUGGUGCCGCUCAGAUCUCUCUGGUCCCUCAAUCCUCAAGCAGCCUCAAUGCCAGGUUCCUUCCUCGGCCGCUCACGAUCGAGACGCGGGCCGUGCUGAUUUGUGAUGAUGACGUGGAGGUGGAUGCCAAGUCUCUGGAGUUCGCGUUCAGGGUGUGGGGGUCGAACCCGGACCGUAUAGUGGGGAUGUUUGGGAGGUCCCACGACAUGGACCUGGCCAGGAAGGAGUGGAUCUACACGGUGCACCCAGAUAGAUACUCAAUAGUCCUCACAAAGUUCAUGCUGUUGAAGACCCAGUACCUGUUCAGCUACAGCUGUGGCAGGGGGGCGAGGAUGAGGAGAGUGGUGGACGAGAUGGGUAACUGCGAGGACAUACUCAUGAACUUCUUGGUGGCCGAUGAGAUCAACACGGGUCCCAUCCUGGUUGGCGCUGAGAGGGUCAGGGAUUACGGGGAUGCAAGGAAUGACGGAGGUAGUGGCGAGAAUAGGGAUGAGGUGAGAGAUGCAGGGCUAAGCAGGAGGGGAGAGCACAGGAAGAGGCGAGGGCAUUGCAUAAGGGAGUUCCACAAGGUGUUGGGGAGGAUGCCAUUGAGAUACUCCUAUGGCAAGAUGGUGAACUCGGUCGGAGAGCAAGGGCUUUGCAACAAAGGUGGCAAGCUUGUCUUCUGUGAUCAAUUCCUUGGUAGAAGAUGACCAUGUAUGCAAAGUUGAAAACAAACCGAAGACAAGCGGUGAGUCUAUGGAACUUGUUAGUAAUAGUCUCUUCGGCAAUGUGGAGAAUAAGGGAUAAUGUCGUCCACUGAUGCUGAUCCUGUGAUCAUUUCUCAUACCAACCAUCCAACAAAACAAAAUGGUUGAGACAGAAAGCAAUACCAAUGAAGGGACAACAAUCAGCAUACAAGCGGCAAAACAUACAAAAGGUCUUGACUAUUUAUAGUUAGUUCAUCAAGGAUGGUUCAGACUUUGUUCAUUAUGAUCUUAAACAGGUAAUUUAUGGAAAUACCAAUUUUUAGUUAUGUUACACUUAUCUCACUGUCUAUGGUUUCCUGAACUUCGCUUCUGCUCGACUUGCUGAUUAUAUUCUUUGAAUGGUUUUCCGGCCAUUCUGAAGUCUGUUAGCAGCAACUUACUUUGGAUGUGUAGUGUUGUGAAUAUUCUUGUGUCUAUUUGUGUUGGUCAUCAUGGUAGAAAAGUUCGGGAACUUGCUGUCAUAUCAUUGUGCCAUUGACUUGUAAAGGUUUUAAGGUACAUUAUUUAGUCCAAAUCGGUUUGCCUUGCUUCAUCGUCUGCACUACAGGAAUGAGAAUUCUCAUAAAUUUAUGAUUGGACCAGGAUUGCUGUUUUAUCUGUCAUCUUACUGACAUUUGCAUCCAAGUCCGAAUGGAUGUCAAACUGUUUGUUAUCUUCCAGAGGGCU
This is a messenger RNA of Rhodamnia argentea, 2053 nucleotides long. Its product is annotated as glycosyltransferase family protein 64 C3. NCBI's taxonomy places the organism in Eukaryota, Viridiplantae, Streptophyta, Magnoliopsida, Myrtales, Myrtaceae. Gene Ontology annotation, cellular component: membrane. The transcript is spliced from 2 exons. The coding region runs from base 317 to 1330 and encodes 337 amino acids. Gene Ontology annotation, molecular function: glycosyltransferase activity. The record is from RefSeq and is a predicted model, not a curated record.